AUGGGUGUCAACAAAAUCACUCACGUUGCGGGUAUCGGGCCACAACCAGAAGCUGGCCAGACCGUGAUUAUCGAGUAUACUGGUUGGCUGAAGGACUCGAGCCAGGCCGAUGGAAAGGGAGCCCACUCGAUCGGUCGUGGGGAUUUUGUCACGCAAAUCGGGGUUGGGAGACUCAUCAGAGGAUGGGAUGAGGCUGUAUUGGAAAUGAAGGUUGGCGAGAAGGCCACUUUGGAUAUCUCUAGUGAUUACGGAUACGGAGAGCGGGGUUUUCACGGCCACAUUCCUCCGAACGCGGAUUUGAUUUUGUGAGUUGUCUCUUGUAUGCUACAUAUCUUGCUCCAGCUUGUCUCCUCAGUCAAGGUAGCGAAGGGCAAGAUAGCGACAGCAAGGAUACGAGCUAAUAUGUGAUAGUGACGUAUAUCUCAAGGGUCUCCAGUAGCUAGGCGGUUCACUGAUCUCGGGAAAAGGAGAUGAGGUCCUUAGUUCAACG
Neurospora tetrasperma FGSC 2508 is the source of this 490-nucleotide messenger RNA. RefSeq lists its product as uncharacterized. Gene Ontology annotation, molecular function: peptidyl-prolyl cis-trans isomerase activity. Bases 1 to 309 code for a protein of 102 amino acids. Lineage: Eukaryota; Fungi; Ascomycota; Sordariomycetes; Sordariales; Sordariaceae. The transcript is spliced from 5 exons. The record is from RefSeq and is a predicted model, not a curated record.